Messenger RNA from Dioscorea cayenensis subsp. rotundata (Guinea yam), 2232 nucleotides. RefSeq names its product cation/H(+) antiporter 15-like. The record is from RefSeq and is a predicted model, not a curated record. The transcript has a single exon. Gene Ontology annotation, cellular component: endomembrane system; membrane. NCBI's taxonomy places the organism in Eukaryota, Viridiplantae, Streptophyta, Magnoliopsida, Dioscoreales, Dioscoreaceae. The coding region runs from base 1 to 2232 and encodes 743 amino acids. Gene Ontology annotation, molecular function: antiporter activity. Gene Ontology annotation, biological process: regulation of pH; proton transmembrane transport.
AUGGGUAAAAUACCAAACUUCUCCUUCACCAUCUUCCCCUUACGCAGCGUUGUGGUCUUGGAAUCCAUUUCUCAAAUCGGACUCAUCUACUUCAUCUUCACUAUUGGUGUCGAAAUUGAACCUUCAGUGGUGAAAAGAUCCGGCGUGAGAUCGGUGGCAUUUGCAUCUAUGUGUAUGUUCGUACCUUUUGCCAUCGGCUCGACGUCAGCACUCAUGCUCUCCGAUGGAUUGGACAGUGACAUCAACUUAGGCGCCUUUGUUAUCUUUCUUGGCGUCUUGUUCUCCAUCACCGCGUUCUCCGUGUUGGCUCGUAUCUUGGCUGAGCUUAAGCUCCUCUCCUCCGACGUGGGAGGGCUCGCCAUCUCCUCCGUCCUCAUCGUCGACACCUGCUCAUGGGUCUUGUUUUCCAUGGCUUUGACACUCCAACUCAGUGGGGGUGACAUGGCUGCCGCUUUCUGGACGUUGUUAUCCGGUGGGGUGUUUAUCACGGCCACGUUCGCCGUUGUGAAGCCGGCAGUGUGGUGGGUGAUGCAGCGCACGCCCGAAGGUCAAGACAUGUCGGAGAUGCACACAUGCUUCCUUCUCGCUGGAGUCAUGGCGUGGGGAUUCAUUGCGAACGUGCUCGGCGUGCACCCGAUCUUCGGGGCUUUCGCUUACGGGUUAGCAAUACCAAGUGGCACGAUUGGGGAGGGUCUGAUCGACAAGGCUGCGGAUUUCAUGGAGUGCUUGUUGUUACCUCUCUACUUUGCCCUCAGUGGCCUUCGGACCAACUUCGCUUCCAUAGUGGAUACUGGUAAUGCCCUGUUCAUAGUCAUAGUUGUGUUGAUCGCCAGCGCGUCCAAAGUGGCUGGUAGUCUGUUCAUCGCUUUCUUCUUCAAGAUGCCUCUCAUUGAUGGGUUAUCACUCGGUCUUCUCAUGAACACCAAGGGGAUUAUUGAGCUCGCUGUACUUAACAUCGGAAGAGAUAAACACAUCAUCGGUGACCAGAUGUUCACUGUGCUCUUACUCAUGUUUGUCAUCCUGACUGCCUUAGUGGAGCCUACUCUGGCCGUAGUCAUGAGAACAACGAGACAAUUCGUGACUCACAAGCGCCGCACAAUCCAAUGCUCCAAGCUUGAUACCGAGCUCCGCUUGCUCGUCUGUGUCCACUCCACGCGCGAAGCACCCUCCAUGAUCAGCCUCCUUGAGAUAUCCAGCCCAAUGAAACGAUCCCCCAUCUUCGUCUACGUUCUCCAUCUCAUUGAACUCACGGGCAGAGCUACCUCCAUGCUCUUACUCAGCAGCAAAGUGGAUGCCGGCCAUCACGCCGGGAAAGACUCAUCAAUGUACUCGCAAGGCAACCUUAGCCGCCUCCAAACACAGUCCGAGCAAAUUAUGAAUGCCUUCGAGAGCUACGAACAGCAAGCCGGCGGCGUCUCCGUCCAACCACUGACUGCUUUGUCACCGUACUCAACCAUGCACGAAGACGUCUGCAGAAUCGCAGUGGAGAAACGAGCUAAUCUAAUCAUCCUUCCAUUUCACAAGCAUCCAACAGUGGAUGGUGACGUGGAAGUCACUCACCCGGCGCUCCGCUCCCUCAACCAGCACGUUCUCUCACAAGCCUCAUGCACCGUCGGCAUCCUCAUUGACCGUGGGCUUUCCGGUCGUUCCGGAGCCUCAUACAGCGUCGCGCUGUUGUUCUUCGGUGGUGCCGAUGACAGGGAGGCACUUUCAUAUGCUUUCCGUCUGGCAUACAACCAGAGUCUCAGACUCACUGUGCUGCGCUUCAUUGAAGGACCCAAAGAACAAAGCUCAGAAAGCCUAAAUGAUGAGAGGGUGGUGACGGUCAUGGCCGAGGACUUCAAGGAACUAGAGUUGGACGAAGCCCAUUUGAAUGAGUUCCGGAGGAAGUGUGAAGGGCUUGAAGGGGUUCAGUUCUCGGAGAUGGUGUCGGCGAACGCGGAGGACGCAGUGGCCAUCAUACGAUCAAUGGAGGAAACCCAUGAUUUAUACAUUGUGGGAGUGCGGCAUAGCAGAUGGUCACAUACGAUUGCCGGGUUAACUGAAUGGAGUGAGUGUCCAGAGUUGGGGCCGAUCGGGGACUUCCUUGCCUCUUCGGAUUUUACAUUUAAGGUGUCGGCGUUGGUGGUGCAGCAAUGUCCGGAGGAACUGGCUGGGGCCGAUGCUGCCGCAGCCUCCUUCCCGGAUAGCCCAGGGAGGCAAGUACGGUUGUGCAUGAAUAAUGUCCAAUGA